CUUCGGUGCCCUCCGAGGAAAAUUCGACACUGGCUGUGCGAUACGUGUGCUCAAGAGCGGCAUGCCAAGAUCAAAGUGCCGAUGCACUACAACUUCUGCAUCGUCUGCGGUACUGGUGGGGACCUGGUGAACAAGUGUGUCACCUGCCGACACACGUCCCACGCCAAAUGCGAGCCUCUACACCAAGGGCGAUGUACACUAUGUGCGAGGAACUUGAGUGAACGCACCAAGAGGCUCGAACUGUAUAACUGGGCGAUGAUACUCGCUCGACAGAAAGAACGAAGGAUUCCUGUGAUUCAAGGAGAGCGUAUUGAAUUUGACGCCAGCGGUACUAAGUUGAGGGGAAGUAUAUGGGGAACUAGCGAGAUAAUCCACGCUCUCACGGAGAAGCUCGUUGUCACUAGAGGAGGUUCUGUCGUUCGUCUUCGAGGGCGAUACACUCCUGUUACGGCGGAGUCAGCGUGCGGAGGUGCUGCCCAUGGAACUAAGGAGUGCCCUCAUCCGCGAGUUAUGGAGUUAUUCGAGAACGGUCUCCCAUGGGACAGAUGGCAGUGCAUUUUAAGUUACUGUCAAUCCCACGGGAGCUCUGACAGCGGCAUUCCGACUUGGCUCGAGGAACUACCGUCGCCGCGCAUCCUGGAGAAUCGAGUUUCCCGAAUAUCUUCCCAGACGAGAAAACGGCCCCGGCAAUCUCUGGUCUGCGACAACCCGUCGGCAGCGGGUUCGCGAAGGGCAUCUGCUGCCGGGAGCAGCGGAGAUACUUCGUUCGAUCAAUUCAUGUUGCAACUGCAUGUGGCGCGAAAUCAAGGCACCUCUAGGCCGGGUAGUCGGCAGCACAGCGUGUCCGGUAGCGUAGGGCAGAC
Perkinsus marinus ATCC 50983 is the source of this 863-nucleotide messenger RNA. RefSeq lists its product as hypothetical. NCBI's taxonomy places the organism in Eukaryota, Perkinsozoa, Perkinsida, Perkinsidae. The transcript has 5 exons. The annotation marks the transcript as partial. The record is from RefSeq and is a predicted model, not a curated record.